Molecule: messenger RNA, 820 nt
Organism: Aaosphaeria arxii CBS 175.79
Lineage: Eukaryota; Fungi; Ascomycota; Dothideomycetes; Pleosporales
Exons: 1
Coding region: 196-591 (131 amino acids)
Source: RefSeq, a predicted model, not a curated record
CUCUCACGCCUGCACUUUUCUCCCCAUCGAACCAACGUUCAAUUACUCUACCUAUAUCCUACAAAGUGAUUUUCUCCAUCGCCACUUACAAUACUUUCAACCCUAAAAUUCACUUGCUAUAUCCAUUCCAAAGCAAGUACGGCGUCAUCUCGAAAUCCACCCAAUCAGCCAUCACCUAAAACCACACAAACAAGCAUGUUCGAGCAUUUCGCACUCAGACACAUCCCACCCCUCCUCCUCGCCACCAUCUGGACUCUCGGUGGCACAAUGUCCCUGACAUCCGGCCCCGAGAGCGCCCUCCUCGCCUAUGGCUUUUCCUCAAACAUCGCAUCGUCAAAGGGCGCCUGGCCUGUCAUCAAGGUUGAAGGUUCUCGAGUUACUACUAUUGGCCUGGCCAUCUGGACUAUCUACCUGGGAGGACAUAUCGAGGCUGUGGACACGCUACUGGCUUGUGUCGGGUGGAUGGCGGUCGUGGAUGGGCUUGUGUGUUCAAAGUAUGGGGCGCCGGGAUCUGUGAGGAUGCGCGCGGGAUACCAGAGCGUGGUUGCGGUUUGGGGGUUGCUGGGUAUGACGUCGGGGAAGUACUUUUAGAGAGGGUCUGCAAAUGUGUUUAUUGGAUAUGGUCAUCAGUGCGAAUCAACAAUGUGUGCGCCUUUCCAGCCGACAGAUUAAGAUUCACUGUUGGAGAGCUUAGAGUAUAGUCAUCAGGUUUAUUGGAUUCCAUAAAAUCGUUAUACAUCGCCACCCUGUAUGUAAUCAAGUAAACCUUACGUCGCUGACCAGGUACCCAAUUGAUGCUUAUGCUAUGCUCAUGCUCAUG